UUUCUCGCUGGUUGCUUGAGAACGAGGGUAAACAAUAUGGACCCAUCUUAACCAUUUGACUUUUGAUCUAGAUGUCUUGAAAUUUUCUUUCCCAAGGAGAAACCACUUCAAGUAUCAAUAUGUCAUCGAUAAAGAACUGUGACCCAAGACUUAAGGCAUAUUUGCUACGACAUCGUUUGCCAGAUAUUUUCGAGAGCUUAUUAACAGCAUUAGCUGUGAACAGGCCAGAAGAUUCAAAGCAGUUUGUCAUUGACAAGAUAAAAGCCCUACUGAAUGACAAAAACCUUUUGGAGUCAUUACAUUGGGAUACAUUCAUUGAUGAAGAAAAGAAACCACGAAACCCUUUUAGUUCCAAGUUUUCUGACUUUCUUUGGGCAUAUGAAGAUGAAAAUAUGCAGCCUACAAGUGAGAUGUAUGAAAAGGCAUACAAUUUCUAUAACUUUAAACUAAUGAAGAUGUAUUUUGGUGGUAUAAAGAAGUACUGGCAGUAUAAAGUGGAAAAGAAUCAAGCAUUAACAAGAAAGUUGACCUUUGCUCGAUCAUAUUACGCAAACAGAUUCACAAAGAAGCAUUUUGAUGCAUUCCUUACAUUAGUACGUGCUCAAAAAGAAAGAGAGUUUGCGUUCAUGAACAAGAUAAGAUAUGUCGUGAAUAUAUCUCUGUUGCGAUUGAUUUUUGAUUCAUGGAGACAUGUUACAAAUGAUUCAAGGCGAACACGAGAGUACUUUGAGAAAUUAGAAAAAGGGGAAAUUCCUGAUGGUGUUGAGAACUCUUCAGACGGCAAAGAUUAUAUUUCUACAUUUCCAAGAAAAGUUGCAAUAAUGAUUUUUAGCUAUGUUGAUCUUCCGGAUCUCAUCACGUGUUCACAAGUGUGCCGGACAUGGAAAAUGAUCACCCAGUCUUCGUAUUUGUGGAGUCGGAUUGAUCUAACAAAGAUUACAAAAAGGAUUUCCAGUAAGGCAAUAGCGAGUUUGAUUCACAAAUGUCGUCCUUUUCUGUGUCACUUAAAUCUUCGUGGGAUGGAUAUGGCCACUUCGAAAGGCUUGAAAACCAUAGGCGAAUGUCGAAAUCUUCAAGAUUUGAAUCUUUCCGAUUGCAGAGCAGUCACUGCUGAUGUAAUCAAAGAAAUAUCGAUCGGCUGCACAAGUCUUUUGUAUCUUAACGUUUCAUACUGCUACCUUUCCGAUGCUGCAUUGCGAAGUCUUUCAAGGAAUUGUAACAAUAUUCAGUUCCUGAAUUUAGCAUUUUGCUCAAAUUUUACCAACAAGGGGUUGCAAUAUUUAGCAUCAGGAAAGGGUUGCCAGAGAUUAGCAUACCUUGAGUUAUCAGGCUGUGAGCAAGUAACAACUGAAGGUUAUCUGGAACUUGGAAAAGGCUGCAAUCGACUGGGAACAUUGGUUCUUGACCACCUUCCGUUUUUGAAAGAUGAGCAUAUUCAGGCUUUUGUUUCUGGUUGUCGAUCACUUCGUUGUUUCUCAGCUAUGCAUUCUUCGUUAAUCACUGACAUCGGAGUCAAGAGCUUGUGUCUUUCGAAACGUCUCCAAGUUCUGAAAUUAGAAGGCAACAACAGAAUAACAGACAGUGCUGUGCGAAGCCUUGUCAAGUCUUGUCCAGAUCUCCAUCACCUUCAUUUGGUCGACUGCGAAAGAAUAACUGAUCUGUCCUUGAAAGCCCUGAGUCAAUGCAAGAACUUGGUUGUGGUCAAUUAUGCUGAUUGUAUAAGACUCUCUGAUGCUGGAGUUCGCUAUAUUGUUGAAGGCUCAUCAGGUCCUAAGUUACGUGAACUGAAUUUAACCAACUGUUUACGAGUUAGUGACGUCAGCGUUCUCCGUAUUGCACAGAGGUGCAAUUCGCUGACGUAUUUGAACCUAAGCUACUGUGAACACGUAACUGACGCUGGUGUUGAGCUGCUUGGGACAAUACUCAGUCUGAUGUCGGUUGACCUUUCGGGAUGCCUCAUUCAGGACCAGGGGAUUUCCGCUCUCGGUAAUAACCCUAGGCUGAGGGAUAUCACCAUAGCAAGCUGCAGCAGUGUCACUGAUAUUGGAAUACAGAAACUUGUUCAGCAAACAAGGGAUCUAGAAAAUCUUGACGUAUCAAGCUGCAAGCUUUUAACGGAUCAUGCCAUUAAAUCUCUGGCAUUCUGCUGCAGAAGGCUUCGCACAUUAAACAUUGCUGGUUGCAGGCUGUUGUCAGAUCAAAGCCUUCAGUACCUCUCUGGUGUCUGUCACUACCUCGAUACUCUUGAUAUAUCUGGAUGCAAUCUUGUCAGCGAUAAAGCUCUGCGAUUUUUACGCAAAGGUUGUCGCAACCUCAAGUACCUCUUUAUCAGAAACUGCCGUGGAAUUUCAAAGGGAAUGGUACAGAAAAUGGCUCCAAAGAUCCAGUAUCUAUUCCAUGGGUUUGAUGAAUCAAAUACGUUUGAAAGCAUUUAUGGCUCUGCAUGAAUACUGAAAGAAAAUGUGGAUCUUUUCUCGCAUCAAAGGGCUCCUGCCCAUGUUCAUACGAAUUCAUGCCAAGCAAAGUAGAGUUUUGCGCCACUUCAUUCGUUGUUGAUGUGGGAAUUUUUAUGCUUACAACAUCGCACUUUAGGCCACAUGUAAAAGCAAGGUUUCUGUGAGAAUAUAUAUUUGAUAUUAGAGUAUAUUUUUCCGGUUGUCACGCAUUUAUUCAGAAACUUUGAUAGGCAUUUAUUCUUGGUAUUCCCGCGUUAAACUUUGUUCAAUAUCACCUCGUGAAUGUUAAUAGUACAAAGUUUUGUAAAUUAAUGUUUUAGAGCCAAGCAUACGGUAUCAACGACAUAAACAUGUUGAGACUAGGUGGAAGGCUGGUUUCAGAAAAAAGCUUUGAGUGAAAUGCUUUUACCUGUCUCUUGAAAUCAGAAUUGCUACACAUUAAGUUAUUCGCUCUUGAAUCCUACUUAGCUCUUCAUUAUGAUUCAUUAUAAUAUUUUACAAACGAAUUCAAUACUUAUGGCCCAAAGCUUUUAUCCUCUAUCAUCAUAUAUACAUCAAAUAUUUUUAGUGUUGAGCCAGUCUUUCAUACACUAUUGUCGUUACUUAAGAUAUGUUCCCUAUGAUGAGGGCUUCAUUAUUGCAGGCCCUAAAAUGAUACUUAACCAGCCAGAUGUUCAGUGUCGUGAGCCGAAAUGAAGAUAAUUUGUAUAUAUAACUCGAUGCAUAAACCACAUAUUUCUCAAAAGUGUAUUUAUUUUCAGAAUUUUUACAUAAUAUAUUUUUGAUAUUUUGAAA
Molecule: messenger RNA, 3251 nt
Organism: Rhopilema esculentum
Lineage: Eukaryota; Metazoa; Cnidaria; Scyphozoa; Rhizostomeae; Rhizostomatidae
Product: F-box and leucine-rich repeat protein 13
Biological process (GO): SCF-dependent proteasomal ubiquitin-dependent protein catabolic process
Cellular component (GO): SCF ubiquitin ligase complex
Molecular function (GO): protein binding
Source: RefSeq, a predicted model, not a curated record